AUGGCGCCCGCGCGCAAGAAGAGCAAAUUGGCCAACGAGAACGGAACGGAGCUGCUUAACGAAGACCGCCAAUCAGGCAAAGACAGCGAUGCCACAGCCAAACAACCACCGCAGCGACCCGCCCCCAUAGACACGAAUCAGGCGGAUGAUACCCAUUCCCAGCCCAGUCUUCCGCUGGGACCAUCCCCACAACAACAGGCGCAGAAUCGCGGCAGCUGGUAUUCGGCCUCGGCGUGGAAGGGCAAGGCCUCCCCCGUCGCACAAGUUGCGCGGGAGAGCAUCUCAGUCGAUAAGGGUGUCAGUUCAGAAUCUUCACAUCAGGAAGCUGCGAAGCGCAGACCCAGUCAAAGUGUGAGCAAGAGCUUCCGGGGAAGUAGCAGGAAGAGCAUACCGUUGGCCGCUGAGCCCACGAGAGUCCAUGCGAACCCGAGCGAAGUGAGUCUUCCGCCAAAGCAGCAGAAACGAAACGUCUCUGGAGAGAAAGAAGCCAAAGGCGCCGACACAACUACGACGAUUCCGGAAGUGGUGAAGGAGCAAGAGGCUCAGGCAGAGGAAGCGCCCCUGCCGCCAGAGCCCGAACCUAUGGGAGAUGUCGAUGCCAAGGCGGAGACGGCGAGUCUAAGGCCUGCACCUGGACCGUGGUUUGGGUGGUGGUCGCGACCAGACGGAUAUGGCAGUGAUGGCGAGAAGGUGAAGAACGCAGCGAAAGCGCAGUUAGAUGGUGCGGCAGAAGAGGCGAGCAACACGCCAUUACCGGAGAACAUAGAAAAUCCGAUGGAGGCUGCGCCAACUCAGAACAACGCAGAUGGCGAGGCUGAUGACCAGUUGCGACCCGAAAUGGGCAGGAACAAUACGGGCAGUCGGUCGUGGUUCAGACUGUGGAGCAGAACGCAGAACGAGCAAGCACAGGAAGAAGAGCGUCAACGGCGUGAGAGCGAACAGCACGAUCAGCAACAACCGCUACUCCAGAUUGCAGCUGAGCCUGCACGUGCCGCAGAGGAUCUCAAGCCCGCGGAAGCAUUGAAGAAACCAAAAAAGGACGAUGAGGAAGACCGGCCAAAGUCAUCAGGAUGGGCCUUUUGGUCCAAGGACAGAUCAAAAGAUGCAGCACCGACGCCAGAAGGCGCCGAUACAGAGGUCGGCGAGCUCGCAGUUGCAGACACACCUUCUCAAAGUCAUCCCGAAGCUGCACAGUUCAAUCAGGAGCGAGAGCAGCGUAAGCAAGAUAAGGCUGAGCUUAAGCGUAGCAGCUCCCUCUUACGGCCCAAACGAGGUAGGCCAGAGAAGGCCGACAAUCUAUCCGGAGACACAACAGCAGCAGUGACCCCAAUCGAGUCUCAGAACCAGACACCUGCAGUUUCGCAAUUCCAGACGCCAAAGGAGACUCCUGAAGCAUCCCCAGCGCCCGUCGCUCGUGGCAAGAAAUCAGUUCAAUUGCGGCCGAAUAUUGUGCUACCGCUGUUCCGCGAUACCUACCCUGCAGCGCCGAACCCAGGUGUGAUGUCUCGGCUCGCAGAGUAUGUAGCACAAACAUUGCAUAUACCGGGAUAUGAGUCUCGACCACCUCCGCAUCCAUUCAUCUCACCCUCGCCUCCGAAGGUCAAAAAAGCCAUCGCCAUUGGGGUCCACGGCUUCUUUCCCGCGGCGCUCCUUCAGAGAGUGUUGGGGCAGCCGACCGGUACCUCCAUACGAUUCGCGAACCACGCAGCCGCAGCUAUCAAGCAGUGGUGCCAUGACCGUCAGCCGGAGGUGAAGGAUGUAGAAGUUGAGAAGGUUGCACUCGAAGGCGAGGGUCUCAUCGCAGACCGCGUGAGCACGCUUUGGAAGUUAUUGCUCAACUGGCUCUCGCACCUGCGCCAAGCGGACUUCAUAUUGGUCGCAUGUCACAGUCAGGGUGUUCCGGUGUCUUUGAUGCUCGUUGCUAAGCUCAUCCAGCUUGGUUGUCUAUCUUCUUACGUUCGCAUAGGUAUCUGUGCCAUGGCUGGUAUCAAUCUUGGACCCUUCUCGGAAUACAAGAGCAGACUGUUUGGCGGUACUGCAUUGGAGCUCUUCGACUUCUGUGACAGCAACUCGAAGGUGUCGAUGGCCUAUGCAGACUCGCUGGAAAUAUGCCUGAGGCAUGGCGUACGUGUGACAUACGUAGGAAGCAUCGACGAUCAACUCGUGAGCUUGGAGUCCAGUUUGCACACGCCUCUCAGGCAUCCGUAUGUCAGCCGGAGUGUAUUCGUUGAUGGCCGAUUGCAUACCUCGAACUUUCUAACGCACCUUGUGGCAUUUGCCGUCAAGCUGCGAAACCUAGGCGUCAGCGAUCAUGGCCUGCUUCGCGAGAUCUCUGCUCCGCUGGCAGGUAGCUUGGUUGGCGGAGACGGACACAGUCGGGUCUACGACGAUCCAAUCGUCUACCGAAACGCCAUUGACUUUGCACUGGAAACUACGGACGUCCAUGCCUCCGCUUUUGAAAUACCAGCGGAUUCAAUCUCACCUGAGGAAAAGCGCAAAUCUAUGGAAGCAGCUUCGUCGCGGCGUGCUUCCCUUGCAGGCUACCCAUCUAACAUGACGGCCGCUAACAGCAUGCGUCGCGGAUCACUAUCUUCUCUUAGCCUCAAGCCGCCAGGAAUUGCGCCCAUUAUCGCUGCGUACGAAGCUCCCGGGGCAAGCGCGGAGAAGAAUCCGUUUGUACUUCCCUGGGCUGUGAGAGGCAUGCUAGGGGAGGAACUUGUCAAGCGAGAUCCGAAAUUGCAAGAAGAGGUGAGAGAGCUGGUCAAAGAGUUUGAAACCUGGCGACCGACGAGGCAAGUCUUGAAAGAUGUGAGAUGGAGGUUAGAGGGCGUGAGGAGUAUGCUGUAG
Messenger RNA from Lecanosticta acicola, 2847 nucleotides. The record is from the annotation of a GenBank genome assembly. Lineage: Eukaryota; Fungi; Ascomycota; Dothideomycetes; Mycosphaerellales; Mycosphaerellaceae.